Molecule: messenger RNA, 7560 nt
Organism: Anneissia japonica
Lineage: Eukaryota; Metazoa; Echinodermata; Crinoidea; Comatulida; Comatulidae
Product: mucin-17-like
Exons: 6
Coding region: 1-7560 (2519 amino acids)
Molecular function (GO): protein binding
Source: RefSeq, a predicted model, not a curated record
AUGACGAAAGACAUAACAACGGUUGAUUCAGCUACUGAAGAUUCAUUAACUGACGAGAAGACAAUGGUCGUUAAUGUAACUGUUGAAGAACUAUCAACAAUCGAGAAAACAAAUGCUGAUUUAACAACUAAAAUACCAGCAACAAAAACAUCGACAGAAGUUGAUAAUACUACUGACGAAUUUACAGUGGAAUGGCAAACAGCAGUAACUAAAGAAUUGACAACGGAAGAUAAGAAAACUACCAAUGAAACCACUAUAGAAUCGUUAACUAAGCGGUGGACCACGAUAAAUUUAACGAAUGAAGAAUCAUCUAUAGUACAGAAAACGACAGUUGAUGUAGAAACUGAGGUAGCAACAAUAGAAGGAUCAACAGUGUUUGAAGCUACUACUGAAAAAUUAACAGCUGAAUGGAAAACAGCGAUUGAUAUAACAAGUAAAAACAUCACAACAAAAGACGAAAUAACAAUUGUUGCAACUACCGAGAAGUUCUUAACUGAUGAGAUGACGACCGUUAAUGUAACAAUCGAAGAGUCAUCAUCUUUUCAGAAAACAAAUGCUGACGUAACAACUGAAUUUACAGUGGAAUGGCAAACAGCAGUAACUAAAGAAUUGACAACGGAAGAUAAGAAAACUACCAAUGCAACCACUAUAGAAUCGUUAACUAACCUGUGGACCAUGGUAAGUUUAUCGAAUGAAGAAUCAUCUACUGUACAGAAAACGACAGCUGAUGUAGCAACUGAGUUAGCAACAAUAGAAGAAUCAACAGUGUUCGAAGCUACUACUGAAAAAUCAACAGCUGAAUGGAAAACAACGAUUGAUAUAACAAGUAAAAACAUCACAACAAAAGACGAAAUAACAAUUGUUGCAACUACUGAGAAAUCCUUAACUGAUGAGAUGACGACCGUUAAUGUAACAAUCGAAGAGUCAUCAUCUUUUCAGAAAACAACUGCUGAUGUAACAACUGAAGUACCAACAUCGGAAGAAAAUACAGCAGUCUAUGCAACUUCCGUAGAAUCAACAGCAGAAUGGCAAACAUUGUUGGACAUAACAACUAAAGAAUUGAUGACAAAAGACAUUACAACGGUUGAUUCAGCUACUGAAGAUUCAUUAACUGACGAGAAGACAAUGGUUGUUAAUGUAACAGUUGAAGAACUAUCAACAAUUGAGAAAACAACUGCUGAUUUAACAACUGAAAUACCAGCAACAAAAACAUCAACAGAGGUCGAUACUAUUAGUGAUAAAUUUACAGUGGAAUGGCAAACAGCUGUAACUAAAGAAUUGACAACGGAAGACAAGAAAACUACCAAUGCAACCACUAUAGAAUCGUUAACUAACCGGUGGACCACAGUAAAUGCAACAAAUGAAGAAUCAUCUACAGUACAGAAAACGACUGCUGAUGUAGCAACUGAAGUACCAACGUCGGAAGAAAAUACACCAGUCUAUAUAACUUCCAUAGAAUCAACAGCGGAAUGGCAAACAUUGUUGGACAUAACAACUAAAGAAUUGAUGACGAAAGACAUGACAACAGUUGAUUCAGCUACUGAAGAUUCAUUAACUGACAAGAAGACAAUGGUCGUUAAUGUAACAGUUGAUGAACUAUUAACAAUUGAGAAAACAACUGCUGAUUUAACAACUGAAAUACCAGCAACAAAAACAUUGACAGAAGUUGAUACUACUGACGAAUUUACAGUGGAAUGGCAAACAGCAGUAACUAAAGAAUUGACAACGGAAGAUAAGAAAAUUACCAAUGCAACCACUAUAGAAUCGUUAACUAACCGGUGGAACACGGUAAGUUUAUCGAAUGAAGAAUCAUCUACAGUACAGAAAACGACAGCUGAUGUAGCAACUGAGGUAGCAACAAUAGAAGUAUCAACAGUGUUUGAAGCUACUACUGAAAAAUCAACAGCUGAAUGGAAAACAGUGAUUGAUAUAACAAGUAAAAACAUCACAACAAAAGACGAAAUAACAAUUGUUGCAACUACUGAGAAAUCCUUAACUGAUGAGAUGACGACCGUUAAUGUAACAAUCGAAGAGUCAUCAUCUUUUCAGAAAACAACUGCUGAUGUAACAACUGAAGUACCAACAUCGGAAGAAAAUACAGCAGUCUAUGCAACUUCCGUAGAAUCAACAGCGGAAUGGCAAACAUUGUUGGACAUAACAACUAAAGAAUUGGUGACGAAAGACAUGACAACGGUUGAUUCAGCUACUGAAGAUUCAUUAACUGACGAGAAGACAAUGGUUGUUAAUGUAACAGUUGAAGAACUAUCAACAAUUGAGGAAACAACUGCUGAUUUAACAACUGAAAUACCAGCAACAAAAACAUCAACAGAGGACGAUACUAUUAGUGAUAAAUUUACAGUGGAAUGGCAAACAGCUGUAACUAAAGAAUUGACAACGGAAGACAAGAAAACUACCAAUGCAACCACUAUAGAAUCGUUAACUAACCGGUGGACCACGGUAAAUGCAACAAAUGAAGAAUCAUCUACAGUACAGAAAACGACUGCUGAUGUAGCAACUGAAGUACCAACGUCGGAAGAAGAUACAUCAGUCUAUAUAACUUCCAUACAAUCAACAGCGGAAUGGCAGACAUUGUUGGACAUAACAACUAAAGAAUUGAUGACAAAAGACGAAACAACGGUUGAUUCAGCUACUGAAGAUUCAUUAACUGACGAGAAGACAAUGGUCGUUAAUGUAACUGUUGAAGAACUAUCAACAAUUGAGAAAACAAUUGCUGAUUUAGCAACUGAAAUAUCAGCAACAAAAACAUCCACAGAAGUUGAUACUACUACUGACGAAUUUACAGUGGAAUGGCAAACAACAGUAACUAAAGAAUUGACAACGGAAGAUAAGAAAACUACCAAUGAAACCACUAUAGAAUCGUUAACUAAGCGGUGGACCACGGUAAAUUUAACGAAUGAAGAAUCAUCUAUAGUACAGAAAACGACAGCUGAUGUAGAAACUGAGGUAGCAACAAUAGAAGAAUCAACAGUGUUCGAAGCUACUACUGAAAACUCAACAGCUGAAUGGAAAACAGCGAUUGAUAUAACAAGUAAAAACAUCACAACAAAAGACGAAAUAACAAUUGUUGCAACUACCGAGAAGUCCUUAACUAAUGAGAUGACGACCGUUAAUGUAACAAUCGAAGAGUCAUCAUCUUUUCAGAAAACAAAUGCUGACGUAACAACUGAAGUACCAACAUCGGAAGAAUAUACACCAGUCUAUACAACUUCCAUAGAAUCAACAGCGGAAUGGCAAACAUUGUUGGACAUAACAACUAAAGAAUUGACGACAAAAGACAUGACAACAGUUGAUUCAGCUACUAAAGAUUCAUUAACUGACGAGAAGACAAUGGUCGUUAAUGUAACAGUUGAAGAACUAUCAACAAUUGAGAAAACAACUGCUGAUUUAACAACUGAAAUACCAGCAACAAAAACAUUGACAGAAGUCGAUACUACUAGUGACGAAUUUACAGUGGAAUGGCAAACACCAGUAACUAAAGAAUUCACAACGGAAGAUAAGAAAACUACCAAUGCAACCACUAUAGAAUCGUUAACUAACCGGUGGACCACAGUAAAUUUAACGUAUGAAGAAUCAUCUACAGUACAUAAAACAACUGCUGAUGUAGCAACAGAGGUAGCAACAAUAGAAGAAUCAACAGUGUUCGAAGCAAAUACUGAAAAAUCAACAGCUGGUUGGAAAACAACGAUUGAUAUAAUAAGUAAAAACAUUACAACAAAAGACGAAAUAACGAUUUUUGCAACUACCGAGAAAUCCUUAACUGAUGAUAUGACGACCGUUAAUGUAACAAUCGAAGAGUCAUCAUCAGUUCAGAAAACAACUGCUGAUGUAACAACUGAAGUACCAACAUCGAAAGAAAAUACACCAGUCUAUACAACUUCCGUAGAAUCAACAGCAGAAUGGCAAACAUCGUUAGACAUAACAACUAAAGAAUUGGCGACAAAAGACAUGACAACGGUUGAUUUAGCUACGGAAGAUUCAUUAACUGACCAAAAGACAAUGGUCGUUAAUGUAACAGUUGAAGAACUAUCAACAAUUGAGAAAACAACUGCUGAUUUAACAACUGAAAUACCAGCAACAAAAUCAUUGACAGAAGUCGAUACUACUAGAGAUAAAUUUACAGUGGAAUGGCAAACAGCUGUAACUAAAGAAUUGACAACGGAAGACAAGAAAACUACCAAUGCAGCAACUAUAGAAUCGAUAAGUAACCGGUGGACCACGGUAAAUUUAACCAAUGAAGAAUCAUCUACAGUACAGAAAAUGACUUCUGAUGUAGCAACUGAGGUAUCAACAAUAGAAGAAUCAACAGUGUUUGAAGCUACUACUGAAAAAUCAACAGUUGAAUGGAAAACAGCAAUUGACAUAACAAGUAAAACCAUCACAACAAAAGACAGAAUAACGAUCGUUGGAACUACGGAGCAAUCCUUAACUGAUGAGAUGACAACCAUUAAUGUAACAAUUGAAGAGUCAUCAUCAGUUCGGAAAACAACUGCUGAUGUAACUGAAGUACCAAUAUCGGAAGAAAAUACACCAGUCUAUACAACUUUCGUAGAAUCAACAGCGGAAUGGCAAACAUCGUUAGACAUAACAACUAAAGAAUUGAUGACGAAAGACAUGACAACUGUUGACUCAGCUACUGAUGAUUCAUUAACUGACCAAAAGACAAUGGUCGUUAAUGUAACAGUUGAAGAAUUAUCAACAAUUGAGAAAACAACUGCUGAUUUAGCAACUAAAAUACCAUCGACAAAAACAUCAACAGAAGUCGAUAGUACUAGUGACAAAUUUACUGUGGAAUGGCAAACAACUCUAACUAAAGAAUUGACAACAGAAGAUCAGAAAACUACCAAUGCAACCACUGUAGAAUCGUUAACUAACCGGUGGACCACGGUAAAUUUAACGAAUGAAGAAUCAUCUACAGUACAGAAAAUGACUUCUGAUGCAGCACUUAAGGUAUCAACAAUAGAAGAAACAACAGUGUUCGAAGCUACUACUGGAAAAUCAACAGCUGAAUGGAAAACAGCGAUUGAUAUAACAAGUGAAAACUUCACAACAAAAGACAUGACAACGAUCGAUGAAAAUACCGAGCAAUCCUUAACUGAUGUGAUGACGACCGUUAAUGUAACAAUAGAAGAGUCAUCAUCAGUUCAGAAAACAACUGCUGACUUAGUAGAAUCAACAGCGGAAUGGCAAACAUCGUUGGACAUAACAACUGAAGAAUUGAUGACGAAAGACAUGGCAACAGUUGAUUCAACUACUGAAGCUUCUAUUACUGAUCAAAAGACAAUGGUUGUUAAUGUAACAUUUAAAGAGCUAUCAACAAUUGAGAAAACAACAGCUGAUUUAACAACUGAAAUACCAUCAACUAAAACAUCGACAGAAGUCGAUUCUACUAGUGACAAAUUUUCAGUGGAAUGGCAAACAGCAGUAACUAAAGAAUUGACAACGGAAGACAAGAAAACUACCAAUGCAACCACUAUAGAAUCGUUAACUAACCGGUGGACCACAGUAAAUUUAACGAAUGAAGAAUCAUCUACACUACAGAAAACGACUGCUGAUGUAGCAACUGAGGUAUCAACAAUAGAAGGAUCGACAGUGUUCGAAGCUACUACUGAAAAAUCAACAGCUGAAUGGAAAACAGCGAUUGAUAUAACAAGUAAAAACAUUACAACAAAAGACAAAAUAACAAUCGUUGCAACUACCGAGCAAUCCUUAACUGAUGAGGUGACGACCGUUAAUGUAACAAUUGAAGAGUCAUCAUCAGUUCAGAAAACAACUGCUGAUGUAACAACUACAAUACUAACAUCGGAAGAAAAUACACCAGUCUAUACAACUUCUAUAGAAUCAACAGCGGAAUGGCAAACAUCUUUGGACAUAACAACUAAAGAAUUGGUGACGAAAGACAUGGCAACGGUUGAUUCAGCUACUGAAGAUUCAUUAACUGACCAAAAGACAAUAUUCGUUAAUGUAACAGUUGAAGAACUAUCAACAAUUGAGAAAACAACUGCUGAUUUAACAACUGAAAUACUAAGAACAAAAUCAUCGACAGAAGUCGAUACUACUAGUGACGAAUUUACAGUGGAAUGGCAAACAUUAGUAACUAAAGAAUUGACAACGGAAGCCGAGAAAACUACCAAAGCAAGCACAAAAGAAUCGUUAACUAACUGGUGGACCACGGUAAAUUUAACGAAUAAAGAAUCAUCUACAGUACAGAAAACGACUGCUAAUGUAGCAACAGAGGUAGCAACAAUAGAAGAAACAACAGUGUUAGAAGCUUCUACUGGAAAAUCAACAGCUGAAUGGAAAACAGCGAUUGAUAUAACAAGUGAAAACUUCACAACAAAAGACAUGACAACGAUUGAUGAAACUACCGAGCAAUCUUUAACUGAUGAGAUGACGACUGUUAAUGUAACAAUUGAAGAGCCAUCAUCAGUUCAGAAAACAACUGCUGACAUAGCAACUGAAGUACCAACAUCGGAAGAAGAUACACCAGUCUAUACAACUUCCAUAGAAUCAACAGCGGAAUGGCAAACAUUGUUGGACAUAACAACUAAAGAAUUGGUGACGAAAGACAUGUCAACGGUUGUUUCAGCUACUGAAGAUUCUUUAACUGACCAAAAGACAAUAGUUGUUAAUGUAACAACUACAGUACCGAAAGCAACUGCUGAUUUAGCAACUGAAGUAUCAACAACAGAAAGAACUACAACUAUAGAUGCUGUUACUGAAAAGUCAACAGCUGAAUGGCAAACUGUGCUUGAUAUAACAACUAAACAAUUGACAACUGUAGACAUAACAACGAUCGAAGCAACUACUGAAGGAUCGUUAACUGAUCGAACAAAUACAUUUAAUAUAAAUGUUACAACUGAAGCAUUGUUGACUAAAGAAAUUACACCUACAAUUGCAACGAUUUCUGUAUUAUCAACAGCAGACAGAAUUACAGCUGAUACUACUAAUCCUACUACGUCUCAGAGUUAUAUAAGUGUGAAUCCAGAGACUACUGUUAUCACCACCACAACUCAAAGUGAUUCAACAGCUGCAUUUACAACUAAUCUAGUGACUCAAUCAUAUACCACUAUAUUACAAACAACACCGGUUUGCAGUGAUGGUUUGCAGUCAUGUGCUGGUACUUCUGGAUGCAUCAAUCCCAAAUACUUUUGUGAUUUAAAGAACCAUUGUAGUAAUGGUUAUGAUGAAACAAUUGCAGCAGGUUGCGUUUGCAAGGACGAUGAAUACCGAUGUAGCAACGGAAAAUGCAUACCAAACGAUUUCUUGUGUGAUGGUUACAGUAAUGAUUGCAUUAACAAUGAAGAUGAAAAACUCGAUAUAUGUGAUGCUGUAUGCGGAAUUCCGGAUUCUGAGAACAGUUACUUUCACCCGUUUAAACCUAGAUAUAAACCAGGAGAAAACGUAACAUACACAUGUUUCCUGGGCUACACACUAUUCGGCGACGCGACGAAUACAUGUAAUGAGUCAAAAUGGAUAAAUGAUCCACCAAAAUGCUAUAAGCAAAACAACAGCCUCUCAAAACCAGUGUUCUUAAAGUAA